Molecule: messenger RNA, 594 nt
Organism: Dipodomys ordii (Ord's kangaroo rat)
Lineage: Eukaryota; Metazoa; Chordata; Mammalia; Rodentia; Heteromyidae
Product: keratin-associated protein 16-1-like
Exons: 2
Source: RefSeq, a predicted model, not a curated record
AUGGGAGAAAAAUGCCGCUGCUGCCUGACAGCUGGUUAUGAAAUGAGCAUGCCCUGCAACCCUACAGCCUGCAACUCCUACAGCCUGCAACCCCUACAGCCUGCAACCCCUACAGCCUACAACCCCUACAGCCUGCAACCCUACAGCCUGCAACUCCUACAGCCUGCAACCCCACAGCCUGCAACCCCACAGCCUGCAACCCCUCUACAGCCUGCAACCCCUACAGCCUGCAACCCUACAGCCUGCAACCCCUCUACAGCUUGCAACCCCUCUACAGCCUGCAACCCCUCUACAGCCUAUAACCCCUACAGCCUGCAACCCCUACAGCCUGCAAUUCCUACAGCCUGCAACCCCACAGCCUGCAACCCCACAGCCUGCAACCCCUCUACAGUCUGCAACCCCUACAGCCUGCAACCCUACAGUCUGCAACCCUACUGUCUGCAACCCCUACAGCCUGCAACUCCUACAGCCUGCAACCCCACAGCCUGCAACCCCACAGCCUGCAACUCUUCUACAGUCUGCAACCCCUACAGCCUGAAACCCUACAGCCUGAAACCCUACAGCCUGCAACCCCUACAGCCUGCAACCCCUACA